AUGGCGUUAGAGGAACAAUCUGCUGUGGUGAGAUCUACCGGAAAAGUGAAUUGGUUCAGCGAUUCCAAAGGAUUUGGUUUCAUCAAUCCCGAUGAAGGCGAAGAAGAGCUUUUCGUUCAUCAAUCCUCCAUUGUUUCCGAAGGUUUCCGAAGUUUAAACAGCGGCGAAUCUGUCGAAUUCGCUGUUGCUAAAGGAAACGACGGUAAGACUCAAGCCGUUGAUGUUACUGCUCCUGGUGGUGGUGCUAUUCCUAAGAAGGAGAAUAACGGUGGUAGACGCCGCGGUGGUUGUUUUAAUUGCGGCGAGGCUGGUCAUAUCGCUAAGGAUUGCGAUGGAGAGCCUGCUGGUUGUUACGAUUGUGGUGAUACCGGUCACUUUGCUAGGGAUUGUAAUAAGAAAUUGGGAGGAAACGGCGGCGGAAAAUCCGUAGAGUGUUACACUUGUGGUGAGAUUGGUCACUUUUCUAGGGAUUGUGAUCAGAAAUUGGAGGAAAACGUCGGAAGUAGAAGCGGCGGCGGUGGUGGUUGCUAUACUUGUGGUGGGGUUGGUCACAUGGCUAGGGAUUGUGUGAAUAAGAGACAAUCUGGUGGUUGCUAUUCAUGUGGUGGUACUGGUCACAUUGCUAGGGAUUGUAACCGGAAAGGAAGAUCCGGUGGAGGAGGUAACAACAAGAACCAGUGUUUUAGUUGUGGUAAAGAAGGUCACUUUUCAAGGGAAUGUCCAGUUGCUUAA
Arabis nemorensis is the source of this 732-nucleotide messenger RNA. The record is from the annotation of a GenBank genome assembly. Lineage: Eukaryota; Viridiplantae; Streptophyta; Magnoliopsida; Brassicales; Brassicaceae.